AUGAUUGCUCGACCCGGCGACUCUGUUGGACAUCAUCACCUCCCCACUUCUCUAUCUGCGAUAAGGGUUACAUCACUUCUACUACUGCUACGGACCUCGUACAACAAACUUCAACAUGCUCACAUUAUCAUCGACGCUUUGAGCUUCCUCUCUGCGCCUUCCUUGGCUCUUGACGCCUUUUCAAUUUCCGGUUGGUACCCUGGUUCUUCAGAUCUCGUGAUGAUAGCGGCGCAGUUCACGCUUGCAGGCCUUUCAGAGAUGUCAGCAUGCACGCUUGCCGCGUUUGCGGCGCUGCUUGUUCUAAUAACGCCAUAUAUCGCAUCACUACUGUCGCAACUUAGUCUCACUCAGCGCCUUGUAGCGUCUCUGGCCAUCUACAUGCUCGUCUCGGGGCAGCAGCAACACCGAUCAGCCAAGCGCUUCGCCGUCGACCAGCAAAGGACUACAUCAGAGUCGAAGAUUCCUUCAGCUGCUAACUCAAAGCCCUCGCAGCCUCGAUCACAGCUGUCAUCUCCAUCAUUUCAGAAGAGAAGCUCAGCAUCACGGCCCGCAGCACCAUCCGGAAAUGAAAGCUCAGUCCCCGAGAAAGUAUCGCGAGUUCAGAGCGAGCAAUGCCCACAACUAAUUGACGCAUGCUACCUUGAUGCAGCAGCUGCACCUCCCUAUCCAUCGGGUUUGGUCAAAGCUGUAGCAGACGAGCUCUCAACCAAGCUCCUCUCCAAUCCGCAUUCAAAGUCACCCUCAGCUAUCUCUACCGCCGAUCAGAUUACUUCUGUCCGCCUGCGGGUCAUGCGCGAGCUCUUUGGCAUUCAAGACACGCACAAUUGGCAUCUCGUCUUCACUUCUGGCGCAACGGCCUCCCUAAAACUUGUCGGCGAGUCGUUCGACUGGAAUUCUGUCGCUAGCUCAUCCAAAGCGUCCCCUGGCUUCUCUUACUUGCUAGAGAGCCACACAAGCGCAGUCGGGAUCAGAGUUAUUGCUGCACGCGCAGGUGUGACCAGCUCGAGCUUUAGCGAGAACGAUGAUCUGACACAAGUUGGCGCCAGUGGACUCGUCGUGCUGCCGUUGCAAUGCAAUGCUACAGGUCGAAGGUAUUCGGAUCUGGUCAAGCGAGUGUGUCGAGCCAAAAGGAACGACACGCUCGUGAUGGUUGAUGCAGCUUCCUAUCUCUCUUCCUCCUCUAGGCUCGAUAUGUCACAAGUGUUGCCAGAGGAGACGCCUGACAUGAUCGCAUUUUCAUUCUACAAGAUCUUUGGCUACCCAACUGGACUCGGCGGUCUCCUUGUCAAAGCAUCAGCCGCACCUCGACUCAGCAACAAGACUUACUUUGGCGGUGGGACUGUCGACUCUGUCCUAGCAGAGAGUUGUUGGACAAAGCCAAGAAAAGAGUUCGAAGCGCGGUUCGAGGAUGGGACGGUCAACAUACACGGUAUUGUUGCCGUCAAUAAAGCACUCGACUAUUACGGCAAGACGUUCGGCCCUUGGGCUGCUCGGAGCGAGUACGUUGGUGGUCUGAGAGAGAAGCUCAUUCGUGCUAUGCGAGGUUUGAUGCAUGGAAAUGGAUCAGCAGUCGUCCGACUCUAUCCAGAAAAUGACGCAGAGAAGGAGUUUGGACCCAUUAUCAACUUCAACAUCCUUAACAGCAACGGCUCCAUAGUCCCACCACAAGAAGUGGAACGACUCGCCAGCAUCAGCAACAUACACCUUCGUAUGGGUCGACACUGCAAUCCUGGUUUCGUUACUUCUCAACUCGGCAUAACACACGAACAGCUCAAGACGGAAUACGCGGAGGGUGUUGGAUGCGAUGAUGCCAGCGCUGAUGCUGGGCUUGCUGUUUCGGUGUCCUUGAGGGCGAGCUUGUGCCUGCUGAAUGUGGAAGAAGAUGUGGAACGGUUGAUUGGGUUUAUUGCCAGGUUCUUCCUUUCCUGCUCUCCCAUCUCUUCAAUGCACAGCGUUUCAGGAAAGACUGCAUCCAGGAAGGAGAAGAGGUUCGAACUGGCCAACAUCACCGUCUACCCGGUCAAGUCUUGCGCCGGUCAAAACCUCCGCCCUGGUCAGGAAUGGGGAUUGACACGACACGGGUUGGAGUACGACAGAGAAUGGAUCGUAAUGAACCUUGCCAACGGAAAAGCUUUGAGUCAGAAACGUUUCCCAAAGAUGGCUCUAAUCCGACCCAGUAUCGAUCUGGCUACACGCAAGAUGACGGUUUCCAUCGCCGGUUCCUCGACUAGCGUCGCUGUGGAUUUGGAAGACGAUUCGCAAUAUGUUGACGAUGCAUCUUCUUCAAUCUCAGCAGAGGUGUGCGGAGCAGAAAUCCGUCCAAGAGCGCACAAGUGCGAAAUCUUGCGACGCAUGCUCACCGACCUUCUAGGCGUAUCUUGCACGCUUGCUCGACAAGCAACCGAGGUAAGCCGACAUUCGAAACUCGACUCAGGAAGCGACAAGAUCCCGCUCAUAUUCAGCAACGAGUCGCCUUUCCUGAUGAUCGACUCUGCUAGUGUGGACAAAGUCAGUCGGUGGAUUCAGCAAGAUUCUCAACCUGCGCUUCUUCCGGGCAGUGAGGAGUUGGCUUCAGAUUCAGGCUACUCUUCUAUCUCUCACUCGCUGGACGGGAAGGAGGAAGGUGGGAUAAUGGCUCAGGCAGCUAGCUUUCGUGCCAACUUUCUCAUCUCUCCCCUCAGCACGUCAGCUCAGGAAAUUAAGGCAGUGGAAGCAUUUGCAGAGGACGAGUUGAGCAGAGUAGUGAUGGGCGGCAAACACGUGUUCGGUGUCCUGGGCGAGUGUAGGAGAUGUCUGAUGGUUUGUGUGGAUCAGGAGACGGGUGAAGUCAAACCUCAGACCCUCAAAGCUUUGGCCAAGUACAGAAGGAAUGCAAGGGGAAGGGUCAUAUUUGGUAGCCAUUUGUGUUGGUUGCCUGACAUCGGCUUGAAAGAGGAGGAGGGAGCGAAGGUUUGGGUCGGGAUGGAGGUCGUUGCUUCCUAA
Molecule: messenger RNA, 2982 nt
Organism: Ustilago hordei
Lineage: Eukaryota; Fungi; Basidiomycota; Ustilaginomycetes; Ustilaginales; Ustilaginaceae
Exons: 1
Coding region: 1-2982 (993 amino acids)
Biological process (GO): Mo-molybdopterin cofactor biosynthetic process
Molecular function (GO): molybdenum cofactor sulfurtransferase activity; molybdenum ion binding; pyridoxal phosphate binding
Source: RefSeq, a predicted model, not a curated record